Molecule: messenger RNA, 1923 nt
Organism: Colletotrichum chrysophilum
Lineage: Eukaryota; Fungi; Ascomycota; Sordariomycetes; Glomerellales; Glomerellaceae
Exons: 2
Coding region: 1-1923 (640 amino acids)
Biological process (GO): DNA-templated transcription
Molecular function (GO): DNA binding; zinc ion binding
Source: RefSeq, a predicted model, not a curated record
AUGUUCAGAAAGAAUAACGCCGUCGCUUCUCCGCCCAAGACUCCCGAUUCGGAGUCGGCGCGUGGCACGGCACGCCCGAGGCCAGCACGGAGGUCCUCGGAUGCUAUCUCGGCCGCUGUUCUAGCCGCCCCGAGGCCAACGCCGGCUCAGGCCCGGCCGCCGCCCAGUCCAACAACCACGGACCCGCGAGAUCGACCGCGUCGAUCUGUCGACGCCCAAGAACCUCCGUCGCGUCACCAGACGGUUGAUGACGACCACGGCCAGCAUGAUGAUGCCCGGUUCGUCGGUGACUUGAACCCUGAAGGUGCCUUUCUCGCCGACAGCCCGGGAACAAGCCGCGGAUACGCAGAGUCAAAUUCCGUAGGCGUCUGGUAUUCCCGCCGAAAUGUGAGGGGCAGCGAGAUCAGCACAGAAGUGGCAUCCGCUGUCUCAGCUGAUCACGCCGAGCACCAAUUCCUCGCUGUUCUCCCGAGGAGGGCCUACUACGAGAAGCUAGAGAAGAUCUACCUCCGUGAUGUCCACAGGAUAUUCCCCGUCCUCAACCUAGACAUUCUCAAGAAGCCGGUCUCAACCACAUCGCAAAUCCUCUGUAAACAGGCCAUCUGUCUGGCCGCAGGGUCCAGUCCCAGCGCCAAGCCAUUCCUGAGUCUCGGAGAAGACUCGACAAUCAUUCUGACCUACCCAGAAUUUGCCCAGCGAUUAUCCUCCGCCAUUCGCAAAGCCAUCGGUCUAGGAUUGGUAAAAGACAGAGUCCAGACAACGGCAAUCCUUGUCAUUCUCUCACUGUACACCCAUUUCUCCGAGGAUCGGCAUCUUUCAGCAGAGUUGGCCGCGCAGGCUGUCAGCAACGCGCAAACAGUCGGGCUUCAUCUUCAAAACCCACCGGCAAGGAAUGAUGACCCAGCCUACCUCACUCGCCUGUUCUGCUGUGUCUGGGCUACGGACAUACUCACCGCUGCCUUUCAUGGCCGCCCUGUGAUGAUACACGAACGCGACCUUGGCAGGGAUGUACAGGCGUGCAUUCGAGAGCAAGAUUGCUGCUUCCGCCUGUUUCUCGACAUCGUGGCACUGUUGGGUCGAAUCAUCGAUCUAUAUCGUCCGGCUCAGAAGACUUCGAGUUGUCUUGUCAUGGAAGAUCUCCCCAGUUUUGAGUGUCUGGUUGAAAGGGCCCAUGCGCUUCGCGUCGAUUCUCGACUGCUGGGUAAGUCGAUCAAUGGCGAGAUCACGGGACGCUUUCAGCUGACUAUCCCAGGAUCCCUUGAACUUUUGUACCAUGCCAUCGCCAUUCUCUCAUGCAGAGUACCGGUUGGACCCUCGCCAUCUGAGCACGCAUCCUUAGCAUAUACGCGCCAAUCCCUGUCCGCCAUUAAAGUGACAACCAUUGUGGAAGACUUCGGCGCCUCUCUAUCUUACAUGACAUUUGUGCCAUACGCCAUAUCAUUAUCGUUGAGAGUCGCUUAUCGAGAACUUCGAUCCUGUAAAGUUCCGAUGCUGACCGUCAGAUCUCGACGGCAGCUCCAGACAAUUUGUCGAAUACUCAGAGAUCUUGGUGGCAUGUUUCGAUCGGCGUUGGUAAUGGUUGACCUUGCUGAGCAAGUACUCCAGGAGAUGGAUCAAGUCUGCUCGAAUGCGGCCAACAAGCAGGAUGAACAAGGAGCAAAUGGAACGAAUGCAGCGAAUACUCCUCGCCAGGAGGGCGCGCCUGAUCAACAAGGGCCCGAAGCUGGAAACAACGCCACGGUUAGCACAUUUCCAGAGCAGCAAGGGGACCUGAUAGCGACUUUUGACCCCUCUUUCUACGAAGGCCCUGCUGGCCUCGACGUUUUCGAAUACUUCGAUCCUAGCUUCGACCUCAAUGCCAUCGACGCCAUCUUGGGAGGCGAUGCACCUCCUGAAUUCGGCAAUAUGGCACCCAUGCCGUAG